AUGCGCUCGGCCGCCGUGACGGCUGUCGCAGCGAGUCUGCUGGCCGGCCUGAGCUUCAGCCUGGCUUCGACGCUGACACCUCCUGUGCUGCCACUGAUUGUCCGUAAUCCAUACCUCUCCACCUGGCUGGCCAAGGCGAGAGACGAGCCAUGGACCGAAUGGCCUAUGUUCUGGACUGGUGGAUCCGUAUGUCUUGCUUCCAUCUACCCUAUGCGCCUCGUCAUGCGCCAUACUAAAGCUCCACUGCUCUCGUAGAUCGGCUUCGGCGUGCUGGCAUCGCUUCCCGAGACAUCCACCGUCUACCCGUUGCUCGGCAAACCUCAUGAUUCCUUGGACCGCGAUAGCAGCCAUUACAGCAUUGCAUUCCCAGAAUACCUCGGUGCUCAGUACGAUGCCUCCACUACCAACCUCUCCUACGCCAUACCAUCGACCAAGUCCUCCAACGGCAGUGUCGAGCUCGUCUUGUCCUUCCUCUCUCCCAUCACCCCCACCUCGACUCUGCGACAGUCGAUCCCCGCGAGCUAUCUGACCGUCCAUGUCAAGGGAAACCUCGACAUUGAUCUAUACGUCGACGUCAACGGCCAAUGGGUCAGCGGCAAUCGCGGUUCGCACAUCAGAUGGAAUCUGCUCCAGAGCCAACAGGAGAGUGCUGGAAAGCUCAAGACAUGGAGGGUCCGCAGGAGCAAUGAAGAGCUGUUCACUGAAUGGGAAGACCGCGCCGAGUGGGGUACAUUGCAUUUCACGGGCCCUGCUGACGCAAACCAUGAGAGCGGAACUUCAGCCAUAUUGCGCAAUAGAUUCUCCAAGACCGGAACAUUGAAUAAUGAGGUCGAUGACUCCUUCAGGACCAUCAUGGACGAGGAGCCUGUGUUCGCGUUCAGCAAGUCGUUCAAUCUCAGUGGUGGUGCAUAUGGAGAUGAAGCAGUUGAAGACAGUGUCAUGUUCACCGUCACUCACAUCCAGGAUCCCGUGACACAAUUCGCUUCCUCCAGGGGCCUCACCAUGAUGAGGCCCUUGUGGAUGUCGUACUUCUUCUCCGACGAGGCCCUCAUCUCCUUCCACUACCACGACUUCAAGCAUGCGAAUGCUCUGGCAGCGGAUUACUCUGCGCAGCUCGCCAAGGAUGCCUACCGCAGCGGCAGCGACAACUACAAAGAUAUCGUAGAGCUCAGUGCCAGACAGGUGAUGGGUGCUACGAGCUUCAGUGGUACUCCGGACAACCCGAUCUUGUUCCUGAAGGAGAUCAGCAGCAACGGCAAUUGCCAGACCAUCGAUGUCAUCUUCCCGGCCUUCCCAUUCUUCCUCUACACCAAUCCAAAGUGGCUCGCCUACCUCCUUGAGCCACUCAUCGAGCACAUGCUGAGCGGGCAGUACCCGAACGACUACGCGAUGCAUGAUCUUGGCACCCACUUCCCGAACAUGACCGGCCAUUCAGAUGGAAGAGAUGAAUACAUGCCAGUGGAAGAGUGCGGAGACAUCUUGAUCAUGGGCCUCGCACUUGUCAAUAGUCUGCAGUACGGCGCGACGCAUGAAGCUGGCUCUCCGUGGAGUGCGCUCGGAAUGCCGAAGGACAUCUCGACCUUGGAAGCUCCGGGCAGUACCAGUCCGUUUGCUCUGCCGGCGACGCUGGAGACCAGACAGGGCAUCUUUGGACUUGACGAUCAAUGGGGUGGCGUGACUUCUCAGCGCCAAGCCGAGAAGUGGCUCUCCCGCAGCUACAAACUCUGGAAGCAGUGGACUGGAUAUCUGAUCGAAUUCUCCCUGCAUCCAGAAAACCAGCUUUGCACAGACGAUUUUGCCGGGUGGCUGCCGCUGAUGACCAAUCUUGCACUCAAGGGCAUCAUUGGUAUCAGGGCCAUGAGCGAGCUUGCUGAGGUUAUGGGCGAGAAAGAGGAGGCGAAGCACUACCGCAACAUUAGCGACUCUUACAUCUGGGUAUGGGAGCAGGAAGGCAUGGCUCACGAUGGUGGUCGCGCCAAGCUCGCCUACAACUGGCAAGGAAGCUGGACGACUCUGUACUCGCUGUACGCUGACGCCCUACUCUGCUUCCAUCCUACUCUCAAUUCCACUUCGGAUGCCGUGGACCAUGGCCGAUCGGGAUCUCAAAAGCCUCUGAUUGCGGGCGGAAGAAGCAAGUCUAGUGACCAUUUCAUUCCGGACCAUAUCUAUACCACACAAUCGAGCUGGUACAGUGUCGCCAUGCAGAAGUUUGGUCUACCCCUGGACAGCCGACACUUCUAUACCAAGAGCGACUGGGAAUUCCAGGCUGCUGCUGUGGCCGGGAAGAAGACGAGAACUCAGAUUCUCGACAAAGUGGCGUAUUGGUUGAAUGAGACCGUCUCUGAUCGGCCUUUUACGGACUUGUAUGAGACCGAGGGAGGUGGAGGGUUCCCUGGGCCAAACUUCUUCGCUCGACCGGUUGUUGGGAGUCAUUUCGCGUUCUUGACGCUCGAGAGGGCUUGUGGUGGAAAGGGCAGUGCCGCUUUCGAUUAUGACUGA
Lecanosticta acicola is the source of this 2499-nucleotide messenger RNA. The record is from the annotation of a GenBank genome assembly. Lineage: Eukaryota; Fungi; Ascomycota; Dothideomycetes; Mycosphaerellales; Mycosphaerellaceae.